AGUAGCAAAUAUAUUUUCAGUGGUACUCAACUAAAUAUAUCGCUAUAUUAUUUAUAAACAAGAAAAAAAUUAUAUAUAAUUGCUGAAACUGUUACUUCAUGUACUGGCAGUUUAAAUUCAAUAUAUCAAAAACCGGUUUACUCUUCCGCUUCACUAACGAUUUUUCGCGGCAGCUUUUUGCAGCCACCGCCAAAGCUUUUAUGUCUUUAUGCAGCAUUUAAAUGUCAAAAAUCGUGGUUGCUGCUGUCUAUUGUGCCUAGACCGAGGUGGUCCAAGAAAAUUUUCAGCCAGUACAUAAAAAUUCAGUCAUCGUUCGAGUCGUCUAAAGAAAUGGCAGCCAAUCAAUUCUACGAAAACAGAUUUACAAAUUUUCAUAAAAACCAUAUAAAACUAUUUGCUGUUUAUAUGAAAACAGCAAAUUUAAUGCAAAAUUCCAACGUGCUCAAGCGAUCGCUUUAAACGUGUACAAAUUGUUACAAUUAAUUAAACCAAAACCAAAUGAAGUUGUAGAAUAAUUAUUAUAUACAUGUAUGUGUGUAUGUAUGUAUAAUUUCGGAGCGGCUUAGUAGAGGAGAAGCAUUGAAUUUUCAUGGAAAUUUUUGUCUAUGAGACUUUUUAAGUUCAAACAAACAAAAGAAAGUGCAGAGCAGCCAGUUUGUAUAUACGAAAAUAAAAUGCAUUAUAAUUUGCUGGAGCAAAACGUAAUUGGAAGUUGUAGCUGCAACAUGUAAUUUUCGAAACGUGUACUAAUGAAGUCAUCC
Zeugodacus cucurbitae (melon fly) is the source of this 761-nucleotide messenger RNA. RefSeq lists its product as uncharacterized. The transcript has 2 exons. The record is from RefSeq and is a predicted model, not a curated record. The coding region runs from base 331 to 459 and encodes 42 amino acids. Lineage: Eukaryota; Metazoa; Arthropoda; Insecta; Diptera; Tephritidae.